GGUUCAUUGGAGCAGCUUUCUUAUUUGGGUUCAUAAUGACAGUCAAUUAAUGACUCAGUUAAUUAUUAUCUCCAUUAGUUGAUUGUGUUCCUUGAAUUUGUUUAAUUGUGAUUAUUGGGUUACGUUACUCGCUGGUCAAGAGAUAAAGGUAACUGUGGUAGUUUAUACGAGGAAGACAUUAACAUCAUUCUGAACUACCUUGCUGAUUUUCUAUCGAUUCAAUUAUACUUUCUUUUUUACUUACCUGAACUUCACUUGGCUUUCUGUUUUGUAUUUUCCUCUUAGGCUUAUUCCGUAAGCUUUAUAUUGGUGUGAAUCCUGUUUACUUUUUUGUUUACUACCAUCGGUUUUUCAUAUCAUUUCAUUAUUCUGCAAUCUCAACAUAUCUUUUUAUUUUAUUACUUCUAAUUUGGGUUAAAACAAUCUAAGAAAAUGCCACCUGAACCUGAUCAAAGUAGUAGCUCUGCUGGAGAUCCUCCACCACCACCAUCAUCAUCAUCAUCAUCACAACAACAACCUACAGGUCGCCGAUUAGGAUUUGAUGAGAUUAUACAAUAUCUAACCACUAACCCUCUUUACUGUUUAACAUUUUUCACUCGACUAGCGACCCUUUUCUUCACCCUUCUACAUAUUGUUCCUUUCUUAACUAACAACAGUUCCCUCAGUUAUUAUCAAAAGGCUUUACUCGCCAAUGGGGCUACCUCUGCUAUUAGAUUACACCAAAGGUUACCCGCAUUUCGAUUAAAUCGUGAAUUCAUGGAUCUUCUAUUAGCUGAAGAUUCAUGCCAUUAUCUCUUCUUUUCCCUGAUAUUUUUGUCUCAUAAUCCGAUUACCUUGGUCCUUCUACCCUUAACAUUGUUUGCUUCUCUUCAUCUGACCCGAUCUGUUUUAACCAUCAUCGAAACACUCGAGGGGAGUCGCAAUCUUCAAAAUAAUCUCUCCUUAUUUCUCGCUCGUUACACUCCUGUAAUGCUACAAACUGUAGCUCUUUCUGAAAUAUUUAUUAUGCCAGUCAUCAUAUUGGCAUUAAUCACCGGUAUGGGAUCAUUAAUGGCUCCUUUUCUCUAUUAUCGAUUCAUUGUACUUCGAUAUGCUUCAAGACGUAAUCCAUAUUCGGCUCAAACCUUCCGCCAACUCAGGGUAACGAUUGAAACAUUCGCCAUGCGACCUCAGUGCCCAAAUUUCCUACGAAACGUAUCUUUCAAGUUGAUUAAUCUAACAUGUCGUCUUGCCCCACCAAGGAUAACAGUCUCAGCACCUCAUUAAUCAAUGACAACAAUCUUGUAAUUACUGAGGUCACUCUUUUCUCUGUUAUGAUAUGUUACCAGAAAAUCGAACAACAAAAAACAAUCUUACACCACAGAUACACGUUUUCUAUCGUCGAAAUUACAUUGUACUAUGUAUAAUUGAACGAAUUAAUUUUGUUUCACUUUACAGUUGAUUCUUUUCCUUCCCUUUAUAUCCCUAAUUCUAAUUCUAAUGAUCACAAUUCCAAUUCUAUCUAAAUCAUUAACAUAGUCUUUCUCUCUUUCUCUUGUCUAUAAUCUCUCGAGAGAUUGUCAUUCUUUUUCUCUAUUGAUGUUGUCAUAGAAAACAGGUCGAUAUCAAUCUCGAGUCCAAUAUGAGUUCGUCCUAUUUCUUUAAUAUUAAUUGACAAUUGUAUUCGACUCAAGGUCAAAAUUUAUACACAAAAUUGAAAUAUAAACACAUCGCAUGAAAAUACAAAGAAUCUUUUUACCUUUUUAA
This is a messenger RNA of Panonychus citri (citrus red mite), 1746 nucleotides long. It is a transcript of the gene Kr-h2, whose product is annotated as transmembrane protein 33-like. The coding region runs from base 433 to 1266 and encodes 277 amino acids. The record is from RefSeq and is a predicted model, not a curated record. NCBI's taxonomy places the organism in Eukaryota, Metazoa, Arthropoda, Arachnida, Trombidiformes, Tetranychidae. Gene Ontology annotation, cellular component: endoplasmic reticulum; membrane. The transcript has 2 exons. Gene Ontology annotation, biological process: endoplasmic reticulum tubular network organization; membrane organization.